Juglans regia (Persian walnut) is the source of this 1281-nucleotide messenger RNA. Its product is annotated as E3 ubiquitin-protein ligase RING1-like. NCBI's taxonomy places the organism in Eukaryota, Viridiplantae, Streptophyta, Magnoliopsida, Fagales, Juglandaceae. The record is from RefSeq and is a predicted model, not a curated record. The transcript has 2 exons. Gene Ontology annotation, cellular component: cytoplasm. Gene Ontology annotation, molecular function: ubiquitin protein ligase activity. Bases 202 to 1236 code for a protein of 344 amino acids. Gene Ontology annotation, biological process: protein ubiquitination.
GAGAGGAAGAAUUGCUUUCUGCAACCCUACUAAGCCAUUCUUUUCUUCUUUUUGUUCCAAUUGAUCUUGUUUGUAUGUGUAUGAUCUGACGACUUGAUUGAUUUCUUCGAUGUGCACGCAUUCUUUCAGGAGCAAACGCACAUCCCAGAAAGCCAUAAACCUAAACCCAGCUGAACUUUCAAGUUCACGACUGAGGUAGCUAUGUCAUUGAGCCCUCCUCGUGUCCGUAACAAUGGCAGUCCGAGGACCAACCAGCUCUACUGGUGCUACCAUUGCCACGUUGGGGUCAGGAUUGCCUCCACCAACCCAUCCGAGAUCAUUUGCCCACGUUGUGCCGGGCAGUUCGUCUGUGAGAUUGACAUCGCCCGGCCAAGGCUCGUCGUCGAUUUCACCGAUUACGAUCCCUCCCCCGAAGCACGUCUACCCGAGGCCCCCGCUCUCAUGCUUGACCCGCCGAUAAGGCGCUUCAAUAAUACGGAAACUGAAUGUCGAAGCCGUCCUUGGUUCUGGCGGCGAAACCGUCGUUUAGUAGAGGAUCGUCGGGACCCAGAAGCGGAAAGCAUAACCAGUCCUCGAACUAGAAGGUGGCCGCGAUUUGACUGGAGAGAGACUCCGGGCCGCGAUCCUCGGACUUGGAUUGUUGUUAGACCUUUGAAUCCUUCUGACCCUUUAAGACCCACUUUCCAACCGCAACUUCCAGUACUUGCUGAUCUGGAAGUUGAUCCUAGAAAUCAUCUUUUCGGGUCAGGCCGGCUAAACGAAUUGAUCGAGCAAGUUACUCAAAACGAUAGGCCAGGGCCUUCUCCGGCGCCCGAAUCAGCAAUCAACGCGAUACCAACCGUGCAAAUCACGAAGGAUCAUUUGAUCAAUGACUCAAACUGCCCUGUCUGCAAGGAGGAGUUCGAGGUUGGUGGUGAAGCAAGGGAAUUGCCCUGCAAGCACAUAUACCACUCCGAUUGCAUUGUUCCUUGGCUGCAGCUUCACAAUUCCUGUCCCGUUUGCCGGAACGAGCUGCCGGUACCUGUUGAAGACAAUAUUAAUGACCGAGAAAGUAGCACUGAGUCUGAGGAUUCUCAUGCAGAAGGGGGUAGGAGACGCCGGCGGCGGUGCUUGAGGUGGAGACAGUUGGCCACUUUCUGGCCUUUCAAUGCGAGAUACCGCCGUACAAAUCAACAUGGCGACAAUGUCGAUUCUUCUCGAAGGGUUCGGUGGAAUUCUUGCUGCUCUAUUCUUUAGCACUUAAAAUUGUUGCUGCUAGUGCUGGAAGAAGUUUAAAUGGAC